UUUUUGCUCACUCAGUGGAAGAAUUAGAGUGAGUGGAAUUAGAGGUUGAUGAUGGCAAUGCAGCAACAAGAGCAAGUGAUUGGAGGUGGUAGCAACCGUAUAGCAGCUGUCAAUGUCACACCCUCUAACAACACUAACGAUCUUCAUACACCAUCACAUUCAAAAAAAGAGAAACCAUGGAGAGAGUUCUUGACAUAUUUAGGUCCCGGUUUUCUAGUCUCCUUGGCUUACCUUGAUCCUGGAAACAUGGAAACUGAUUUGCAGGCGGGAGCCAACCACAAAUAUGAGCUGCUGUGGGUGAUACUUAUUGGGUUGGUGUUUGCUCUUAUAAUUCAGUCAUUGGCUGCAAAUUUAGGCGUUUGUACCGGCAAACACCUUUCAGAAGUAUGUAAAGCAGAGUACCCAUUAUUUGUCAAGUACUGCUUGUGGUUAUUAGCAGAGGCUGCUGUCAUAGCUGCAGACAUACCUGAAGUGAUUGGCACAGCCUUUGCACUUAACAUACUCUUCCACAUACCAGUAUGGGUUGGAGUUCUCUUAACGGGCUGCAGCACUCUCUUGCUUCUUGGUCUCCAGAGAUUUGGGGUAAGGAAGUUGGAGCUGCUUAUAUCAAUCCUAGUUUUUGUGAUGGCUGCAUGUUUCUUUGUGGAAAUGGGAUAUGUCAAACCCUCUACUUCCGGCGUAUUGAAAGGAAUGUUUAUACCUAAACUCAGCGGUCAUGGAGCCACAGGCGAUGCCAUUGCCCUUUUGGGUGCCCUUGUCAUGCCACACAAUCUUUUCCUCCACUCUGCUCUGGUGCUGUCUAGAAAAGUGCCUACUUCCGUACGUGGCAUCAAUGAUGCAUGUAAAUACUUUCUCAUAGAGAGUGGAUUCGCAUUGUUUGUGGCGUUUCUAAUCAAUGUUGCAAUGAUUUCUGUGUCUGGCACUGUUUGCUCUGCUACCAACCUUUCUGCAGAAACUUCUGAUCAAUGCAGCGACCUUACCCUUAACUCUGCUUCUUUCCUUCUUAAGAAUGUGUUGGGACGGUCGAGCUCAACCAUUUAUGCCAUAGCAUUGCUGGCAUCAGGACAAAGUUCCACCAUCACUGGAACCUAUGCAGGGCAAUACAUUAUGCAGGGUUUCUUAGACUUAAAGAUGAAAACAUGGAAAAGGAACUUGGUGACAAGGAUCAUUGCCAUAACACCUAGUCUUGUUGUCUCUAUCAUUGGUGGUUCUUCUGGUGCUGGUCGACUUAUCGUCAUCGCAUCGAUGAUACUUUCUUUUGAGCUCCCAUUCGCUUUAAUUCCGCUCCUUAAGUUCAGCAGUAGCAGUACUAAAAUGGGACCUCAUAAGAAUUCUUUGUUUAUCAUUAUCUUCUCAUGGAUACUAGGUAUGGGGAUUAUCUGUAUCAAUGUGUACUACCUCAUUACCGCUUUUGUGGAUUGGAUAAUUCAUAAUAGUUUACCAAAGGUGGCAAAUGUGUUCAUUGGGAUCUUAGUGUUUCCUCUGAUUGCGAUCUAUAUUCUCUCAGUUAUCUACCUCACAUUCAGAAAAGACACUGUCGAAACAUAUAUCGAGACAAAGAAUGACCCAAUGAUGCAAACUCAUGUGGAAAAGGGGUUUAUGAACAAUGGUCAAUUAGAGCUGAGCCAAGUUCCUUAUAGAGAAGAUUUAGCUGAUAUCCCACUACCACAAUAGAGGACCUAAGCUAUGAACCAAGCGCAUCACCGUCUAUAAACAGCAAUUUCAAAUUGCUUUCGAGUCAUUUCAGUGAGUUAUAAGAAUCUGAUGAUGGUCGAUUCUCCAAAUGGUUGGUUUAAAGUGAUUACAACUUUAGGGCCUUAUAAAUCUACUUCUCAAGUUGCCCCCCGUUAAUGGUUGUGUGCUAUAGUAAAGUUUAUAAGAAAACUAAAUUAGGUAAAUUAAGCUCCAGAGUCAAAGAGUCUUGAAAUUUAUUGAAUAACAAACCCCAAUACUAAGUAGUUUUGUCAAUUUCUCCAGUGUAGUAGAAGGUAUGUACUCAUUGUAUUCAAACAUUUUCUCAGAGAAUGUGAAUUGUUUUCCCUUCUGUUA
Lotus japonicus is the source of this 2049-nucleotide messenger RNA. RefSeq names its product metal transporter Nramp7.2-like. The transcript has 13 exons. Lineage: Eukaryota; Viridiplantae; Streptophyta; Magnoliopsida; Fabales; Fabaceae. Gene Ontology annotation, biological process: metal ion transport. Gene Ontology annotation, molecular function: manganese ion transmembrane transporter activity; cadmium ion transmembrane transporter activity. Bases 49 to 1674 code for a protein of 541 amino acids. The record is from RefSeq and is a predicted model, not a curated record. Gene Ontology annotation, cellular component: membrane.